Messenger RNA from Pelobates cultripes (western spadefoot toad), 36032 nucleotides. The record is from the annotation of a GenBank genome assembly. Lineage: Eukaryota; Metazoa; Chordata; Amphibia; Anura; Pelobatidae.
CUUGUGCUGUGUCCUGUUUCUCCUCUCACCCCUUGUGUAAAGUUUUGGUUUCUUCCUUAUGGCUCCGGAAGCGGAUUAAUGAUCAAUCCAGGCCGUACUAUUCUGUAAAAAAGAGGGGGGUCCGCUAGGCCUGGCACCCCUCGCCCGAGACAGAUUUUCGGGUUAUGGAAGCCGGAUAGCGGCUUCUGAGUGCUCGGUGUCUCCGCUGCGGAUCGCUUGUCGUGUUGCCGGAGGAUGUUGGCGCGUUUAUGGAGCUCAGGCCGGGGACUGCCCCGGGGCCUGCUCGGCCUGGGACUGGCCGUAGCGGCUGCACGGGCGGUGGAGGAUCACAGCGAGGGAGAGAGGGACAGGAAAGAGCGCGGGGCCUACAGGCUGGCCAUCGAGAGGAGCCGGGAGCUGCUCCGGCGGGUCAAGGUGAUGGAAGAGACAGGAGACGCAGCAUUAAUCACUGCGAAGGGGAUAUCAGGGAGCUGCUGGCGGAGGGGAUGUGGUUUAAUUACAAUGAGGAGGUGGAGGGACGUAAAGUAAAGCUUAUAGCGGGUUAUUUACUAAGGAGACAAUGGGAGCAGCUCAGAGUGAAGGCACUUAUUAGUUAAAUUAAAAAACUGAAACCAUAGCUGACAUGGAGAAUAUGCCUUCACACUUUAAAGGGACACUGUAGGCACUUUAAUAACAAUUUCAUUUUUUUUUUGAAGUUGUUAUAGUGCCUGCAGGUCUACCCCUAAAAACCCCUAUAGCGUACUAAUUAGGGGGCUUGUAAGUGCAGCUUGAAGCCACGCCUCCAAGCCCUCGGGGUAUGAGAGCUGGGAAUCUCACUUCCUUACUCUCAUAUCGUGACAUCACAUCAUGCGGACAUACGCAGUGCCGUCAUUUGUAUUAAAUGGUUCUCUAUGGCAGAAUCUAAGGCGCUUUGUGGCGAGUGUUGCACAUGCAUUUAAAGGGACACCAUAGGCACCCAGACCACUUCAGCUCAUUGAAGUGGCCUGGGUGCAAUGUCCCAUGUCACUUAACCCUACAGUAGUAAUUAUUGAGAAACUCAUUCUGGGAAACUGCAAUAAUUACCUUGCAGGGUUAAGUCCUCCUCUAGUGGCUGUCUACAAGAGGAAAAGUUGAGUAAUUUGUUUUUUAAUUCAAUUCAUUCAUUUUAGUUUUUCAUUUUUUUUAUAUUGAGGGUGGGGACCUAAUUUAUAAGGAGCAUCAGGGCGAGCGUUAGGAAUACAGAUAUAUAUUUCUAAUGUUACAUUGGUCCUUUAAGAGUUAUUAGUUAAAGUGUCAGUUGUUUGAAAUUGAAUGUGAACUUGGCCAAAAUGCACCAGGUUUUCCUCAAUUCAUUUGACACAUGCUGUAGGGCAAUACAUUAAAAGGGCUGCCCAGCAGUAUGUAGACUUCAUUUGCUGCGGAAAGGAAAUCUAUUCUUUCCACAAAGGAGGAGUCUCUAAAUAGCUGCUGUGCUUAAUUGGUAUCCAUGGUAUAACAUAAUAAUGCUGCAUAUAGUAGUGCAACAUUUUUCAUGCACUGACCAUUAAGUUUAACAUGAAGUGAAAUGUGUUCAUUAAAAAAUGGCAGAUCUAGCAAACCAAGGCCCAGAAAUUCUAUAGUGCAAAUUUGUAAUUACAUGUCUGUUAGUCCACCCAUUGUACAGCGCUACGGAAUGUGAUGGCGCUAUAUAAAUAAUAAAAUGGUAAAAUAAUAAUAAUAUAACUUUAACUCUAAAAUCUUUCACUUACAGACCUUGUCACCCCAUAUUUCCAUUAUUCUUACAUUGUAUACUAAAAAUUGAUUUCAACAAGUUUCAAUUCACAAUAUCAUUAUUUUAUCAGACAUGGGUGAAUUAGAAACAGGGAAUGUCAGGUAUCAGAAUUGCAAACAUGUAUCAGAACAUUAUCCAAAUUACUAUUACUACAAAAAUACUAUUGAGCAGGUCCCAUGUCACCUCAUUUUCCUUUUUGCCAAGACCCGUCAUGUAUGUUUUAUUAAUUGUUAAAUAUUGCAGCACAAUAUGUUGGCUCUUUUUAAAUAAAAUAAUUGACCCUGAUUUUAUUUUUUGGCUGAUGCCAGUUGCAUGAUUGUUAGAAAGUACACAAGCUAUGCACUAUAGCACAAAACUCUUGUUCUCCCUUUUCCAACAUGAUUUUGGUUACAAUAUGGUUACCAUAUUGACCAUAUCUUUAUGGAUACAUAUCACAUACACACACAAGGCAACUACAAGAGAUACCCUGUAAUAUGUACAUGUCAAAUGUUGCAGUUAGGAAAUCUGUUCAAUAAUCAAAGAGGAAUCUUGCGGAAUAUUAAAGGAACACUAUAGUCACCUAAAUUACUUUAGCUUAAUAAAGCAGUUUUAGUUUAUAGAUCAUUCCCUGGCAAUUUCACUGCUCAAUUCACUGUCAUUUAGGAGUUUAAUCACUUUGUUUCUGUUUAUGCAGCCCUAGCCACACCUCCUCUGGCUAUGAUUGACAGAGCCUGCAUGAAAAAAACAAACUCGUUUUAACUUUCAAACAGAUGUAAUUUACCUUAAAUAAUUAAAUCUCAAUCUCUAAAUUGAACUUUAAUCACAUACAGGAGGCUCUUGCAGGGUCUAGCAAGCUAUUAACAUAGCAGGGGAUAAGAAAAUCUUAAUUAAACAGAACUUGCAAUAAAGAAAGCCUAAAUAGGGCUCUCUUUACAUGAAGAGUUUAUGGAAGGCUGUGCAAGUCACAUGCAGGGAGGUGUGACUAGGGUUCAUAAACAAAGGGAUUUAACUCCUAAAUGGCGGAUUGAGCAGUGAGGCUGCAGGGGCAUGUUCUAUACACCAAAACUGCUUAAUUAAGCUAAAGUUGUUCAGGUGACUAUAGUGUCCCUUUAAUGCUUACACUACAGAACAGGCCUUUUAAUGUACCACGCAACAGCAUGUAUAAGGGAUGUGUGCAGUAAAACAUGGUGGGUCUAUUGGCAAUCCAAUCAUCCUGUUUGGGACCUAUGCCCUGCCAACCCUGGUUAAAUUUCCAAAUAGCACUUUUGUGGGCAGUAAGCGAUUUCCGCAAUUAGGGAGCCCUGGUUGUUUGACUGCUAACGUGUGUAAAGAGAUAUGAAUGCUUCCUUUGACUGGCAGCCCCAACUUAUUGACCCUAAAUUUACACGAGCACCACACAGCCAUGACUUACUUUGUUUUGCCUACUUGUUUAUUGUUUUAAAGGGGAGCUCAAGGUCCCUAUCCACUAUAAUCCAUUCUAGUGGUUAUGGUGCUGUAAAUCUAUGGGCACCAUUCUCUGUUUUUCUGUCAAGUAGUUUGAAAAGGGAAAAAAACAAAACAAAAAAAGACUCUCUUUAUCACCAAAACCACUCUCCUUCUUCCACCUUACGUAAUGUCCGUUAUAUAAAUCCUGGACAGAUCGAUUCAUUUAAGCAUAGAUCAUUUUGAAUUUGAUAUGUUUGUCGCAGGUGAAAAGGAUUUGCGCACAAGUCUGCUUGUCACUGCAUGCACAACGGUAUUCUCAUAACGUGUAAGAGUUAAUUACUAAGCAUGUGUGUGAAGGAUGUCAUAUGUUAAAGCAGGCAUAGUGUUUUAUUGUAUUUUGGAAAGGGAGACCAAUAUUUGGAUCAGGUUUCUCGAACACUUUUUGGUUGAUGCAGGACGUCACCAGCAGCUUUUUAAAAUUGUUUUUUUAAACUAUAAAGAUUUGAGCUUGCAAAAAAUAUAGCAUUUUAAUGAUGCCGAAAUGUAUCAAACACUUUAAAGUUGUAUUGGUGCCCAGUGUCCUUUUAAGUUUAAGAUCGAGAAAUCCACAGGUGGUAGCACAAGUGGUUAUUUGGAAAAAUAAGUAACGCAAUGUUUCAUCUCUAUUAGUUAGAUAUAUGCAAAAAUAUGCAAAGUCAAAAUAAUAUAUUAUAAUAAUAAAUACAAGAUAACAAAAAGUACAUUCGCAUGGGAAGUUUUUGCACUUGCAAUAAAUCUUUAGCAUUUACAUGUCCUUCAGUUAGCAGUGCCCAAAACAGGAAGUGAUCAGCCAAACAGGAUGCUCCAGUAAUGCAUGUUGAGCUUAUCCCAUAAAUCUACACGCUGCAGAGGUUUUUUUGGAAGAGCAGGGAUUUGUAGUUUAUUUAUCAUCAUUCUACUUGAUGAAUGAUAUCUCCUUGAAACCAUUGUUGUGCUUCAUAAUAGUAUAUACAACUAUUGAACCAAAAAGUGAAACUGCAGAUUUGGGGGAAGGUAAAGAAAUGGUGAGCUAAUAUAGCAAAAUUACUCCUUAAAAAAUGUACUUCCAGUCAGAGUCACUAUACUGUAACAUUACACCAAAUGUAUCUGUUUUACCCAUUCUAUUGCCUCUGCAAGCAUGGUGGAAAGAAUAUGACACACACGUAAUGAUAUAUGUACUCCCUAACUGCAUGUCUUGUUGCACUAACAGGACUUUCAUGUGGUUCAACUUUUUAUACUGUCCUUGUUGGUCGUGUCUGAUUUGUGACACCACAUAAUGUAAUACUGUAACCAUCAAGAAUGAAUAGGGAAUGUAGGCAAAAACUAUACAAUUUAAAAAAAGGCAAAAAUACAUUGAAUUAUUUAGUCCAAAAGCUUUGAUGCCCAGAGUGUCCUUUUAAAAUUGUGGUAUGUUGGACUCCAACUUUAUGUGGCUCUGUCACAUUCCGAGGUCUUUGGAUGGUGUGCGAUAGUCCGGGGUUGCAGUGCAAGUGAGUUAAAAGAUCACUAUAGGGUCAGAAACACAAACCUGUAUUCCUGACCCUAUAGUGUUAACACCACCAACUAGUCCCUCUGGGCCCCUCAUGCCUCCAUAAAUGUAGUAAAAAUCUUACUGUAUUCAAGCCUGAAGCUGAAAAUCUGCAUGCUGUUAGACGUAGAAAAACAAGCAGUCUGCUGACAUGUGGUAGCCUGAUCCAAUCACAGUGCUUCCCCAUAGGAUUGUCUGAGACUGAAAAAGAGGCAGAUCAGGGGCAGAGCCAGCAUGAUUCAAACACAGCCCUGGCCAAUCAGCAUCUCCUCAUAGAGAUGAAUUGAAUCAAAGAAUCUCUAUGAGGAAAGUUCAGUGUCUGCAUGCAGAGGGAGGAGAUACUGAAUCACAGGAUGCUAUGCACAGUGCUGCCCUGUGCUCUGCUGACAGCAGAUCUGAGUGGAUGGAGGCAUAUUAUGCCUCCAUCAACUCUGAAGUCCCUCUGGUUCACUCUGAGUGACUGCAACUGGAGGUGUUCCUAGCUUUCAAUGUAAACACUGCAUUUUCUCAGAAAAUACAGUGUUUACAAGAGAAAGGCUGCAGGGAGCUAUAGUUCUCACCUGAACAACCUCAUUAAGCUGAAGUUGUUCAGGUGACUAUAGUGUCCCUUUAAACUUAACUGACUUUGCCACCAUCUUCAACCUUCAGCUCAUUGUGCUUCAACUGCCAGAAGCCCACUUCAGUGCUGUACUCUUGUGGAUGCAUGACCGCAGGAGCCUCCAUAGAUAUUCUAAUGCCUUACUCACAAAAACAAAUACAAGACAGCGAGAGCAGACCCAAGCACUAUAUCCUAAGAUAAUAGUGCCGGUCUAAGCUCCCGGUCCUAUGUACCGCAGGGAGACUCAAGGGGUCUCCAGCGGCUUAACCCCAAUAUAGGUAAUAAACGAAAAGGAGUAGAUGCUAAUAGUCUCAAUGUAGGUCAAGACAUAAGACCAUAUGCAUCACCUGGAUAUAAACAUAGCCAAGUAGGAAAAAAAUAUAUUAAUAAUGGCUAAAUUAACCCCAAAACAAAAUUGAGACCAUGAAAUAGGUAAAAAAAUAAAGUAUAUACAAAUAUAACUAAUGCCACUAUGCAUCCAAGGUAGAAGCAGGUAGAGGUCACUUCCAAAUAAAUAAAGGGAUAUGAUAUAAAAUACUCAGAUAAAGCUUUAUUAGAACGCUAGCUUAAAUGAAAAUAUCAAUCCCAACUGUGACCCCUAUCUCUGAUCAAACCCUUGUAAACAUCUGGGUGAUAUCUCCAAAAAUACUAGAUCUCCAGCCCUAACUCUCCAGGGUACACAAAGACCCAAUGUGGAGCCAUCCAAAUUAGCUAACUUAGCAACAAAGGAUCAGGUCCCUAAAGUAAAAGACAGUAUAGGGCUGUUGAUCCUGGUCACAAAGAGACCAAACAAUGUAGGAUUGCUGCACAAUAGUAUCCAGAGUAGAAAUACUUGCAGAUACAACAGAGAGAGAGUAAAUAGUAUGAAAUUAAAAAGUCAGUUUCAAAUAAACUGACAGUAUGAUUUAUAAAGCCUCUCUCCCUCCCUCCCUUAUUGCUAAGUUAGCUAAUUUGGAUGGCUCCACAUCAGGACUUUGUGUACCCUGGACAGUUAGGGCUCGAGAUCUAGUAUUUUUGGAGAUAUCACCCAGAUGUUUACAAGGGUUAGAUCAGAGAUAGGGGUCACAGUUGGGAUUGAUAUUUUCAUUUAAGCUAGCGUUCUAAUAAAGCUUUAUCUCAGUAUUUUAUAUCACAUCCCUUUAUUUAUUUGGAAGUGACCUCUACCUGCUUCUACCUUGGAUGCAUAGUGGCAUUAGUUAUAUUUGUAUAUACUUUAUUUUUUUUACUUGUUUCAUGGUCUCAAUUUUGUUUUGGGGUUAAUUUAGCCAUGAUUAAUAUAUAUUCUUUUCCUACUUGGCUAUGUUUAUAUCCAGGUGAUGCAUAUGGUCUCAGGUCUUGACCUACAUUGAGACUAUUAGCAUUUACUCCUUUUCAUUUAAUGCCUUACUCACUCCUACUAUUAGCAAUGGCUAGAGAAAGCAACUAAUGAUGGUGGAAGCUCUACAUAUUACAUAGUUACAUAGCUGAAAAGAGACUUGUGUCCAUCAAGUUCAGCCUUCCUCACAUAUAUUUUGCUGUUGAUCCAAAAGAAGGCAAAAAAACCCCAGUCUGAAGCGCUUCCAAUUUUGCCACAAACUAGGAAACAAUUCCUUCUUGACCCCAAAAUAGCAGUCAGAUGUCUCCUUGGAUCAAGCAGCUAUUACCCCACUAAUUAGAAAUUAUAUCCCUGUAUGUUAUGUUUUUGCAAGUAUUUAUCCAAUUGCAGUUUAAACAUCUGUAAUGUCUCUGACAAAACCACCUCUUCAGGCAGAGAAUUCCAUAUCCUUAUUGCUCUUACUGUAAAAUUACCUUUUCUUUGCUUUAGAUUAAAUAUCCUUUCUUCCAACCUAAAUGUGUGACCUCGUGUCCUAUGUAAAGUCCUCAGAUAACUUUUGACUGCUGUGGAAUUUAAAAAAAAUGCCAACAUUUUUGUGAGCACUUCCGAAAUAUUUUAUAUCUAUGAAAUUUUCAAGUAGUUUUUAGGGGUGACAGAACUGCUUUAGUAUGCGCAAGGACUUGCAAUGACUAUAAAUCUGUAUUUCUAGAUAUAUUAUUAUUAUGUUAUUUAUAUAGCGCCAACAAAUUCCGCAGCGCUUUACAGUGGGUGGACGAACAAACGUGUAGUUGUAACCAGACAAGAUGGACACAUAUAUAUUAUAACUAAAAUGAUUACUCUGUGUUGACAAAUGUAAAAUUACUCAGAUGUUUAAACAUUUUUGCCACCAAAAUGUUGCAGAUCUGUCCUGGAGUUUGUGGGGUGGGGGGUUGGGGGGGAAACAAAAAUGUACUUUAGUGCAAGUGUUUCUUUUUUUAAAUAAAGAUUUUUCUCCUCACAGGACGAGGUGGGGACCCCUGGGAUAGUAGUGGGCGUUUCUGUAGAUGGAGAAGCAAUUUGGGUAGAAGGUAAGGACACUGGUUUAAUUGGGAAGACCUAUAUAAUAAUCAGCAUAUAUGCACUCUAAUAGGGAUAUUUAAUAAAGUGAGAAUUUAAAGCGAGUUUCACAAUUUUAGGUUGAAGUAGCCGAACUGCAAGCAUAGACUUUUUUCUAAAAGCUGCUGCCUGGGACCUCCUUGUACCAUAACACCUUCAUUCAAAUUAAGUUGUUUUGGUUCCUGGAGUGUUCCUUUAACACCCACUUAAUAACCCUGUGGCUAUGCAUGCAUCAAUAGUUACAACAAAUAUUGUGUAUGUUCAGCAUGUGUGCUGGAAGAGAUUAACCAUGAACAUGCAAAUACUUUUUCUUAUAUGCUGUUUUGCCUUUAAGGAGCAGGCUCAGAAAAUAUUUUACCUGUGUUUUUAUUCUGUAACAGGCCUUGGAUAGUGAAUAAACAUUUCACUGUAGAGAGUUUACUCUUCAAUACCUUUUGCUUUCCCAAAACAUGGUAACGAUAAUGAAAACAUAGGACUAUAAAAUUACCUCCAUGAUGCAAGAUUGACCUUGUACGGUUGUUCAUGGGCCGCUUAGAAGCACCAGGACAUUGAACGCACACUUAGAAGGGGCACAACCGCACUGCCCUGCCAGAUCGCAAAGGAGUUUUGUUUGUAAUGUACUAAGACAAAUUGUUGCCAAAUAUUGAACUACCUAUUUCAAAACCUCAACUGGCCAGGCGUUUGUGGGAUAUGCUUAGUAAUUCCUUUGGAAAAAAUGAAAGGACUAAGAUUGGCUGAUAUGGCUUAACUACUUGUUAGUUUGGUAAACACUUAAUGAAGUGUAUUUUUUUUAUUUAUUUUGUGUAUAUUGUAAUGCAUUACCUAUAUAAUGCAUGCAAUGUUACAAUAAAUAGUAAAAUAAAAAUGGCACAUUUCUUUUUUUAUAUGAAAUAUUAGUGCUUGGAGAAUUAUGGGAUGGGAAUUUGUGUCACUUAACAUUUCACACAGGGUGCCUUGAGGCCUAAUGCCAGCCCUGAGAGGCACAAUGGUUAAAAUGUCAAUGUGGAGUAAGAUGUAACAUGCUAAUUGCUGCUACCUUGUAAGGCAAUAUUAUUACAUUACUAAUAACCCCCCUCCUCCCUCCCCAAAACAGACAUUUUCUACCAAAGGAAAUUCCUGUGUUUAAUUACAGUCUUCCAAAGCGUCUGUAAUAUGUUUUGGUUUUAGCAAAAUAAAUACUUUCAUUACAAGUUGCUGGUAUGUAUUUGUUAAUGUGUGUCAAUAUUUCCAAGUUAAGGAAGGAUUUUUUCUAAUGGGUCUGUCUUUUUGGAGGCUAAGUUAGUUAAUGAAUAUAAAGGAUUACAUGCUAUCUAUAGCCUUUUUGUGUGUGUAUUUGUAAUGGAGAUAGUUAAGAUAACCACCAAUUUCAUGGAAUCUCCUAGGCCAGGGGUGCCCAAAAGGUAAAUCCCCAGAUGUUGUAGAACUACAACUCCCUUGAUGCUUUGUAUGCCUUUUAGAAUGACAAAGCAGCAUGGAGGCUGUAGUUUUAAAACCUUUUUGGUACCCUUGUCCAAGGUACUAUGCACACUAGUGUGCUGCAGUGGUUAUUGCUUGGAAUAUUCCUUUACCAUUACAGCUAAACCUAUUUAAGCCUACAGAAAGAAAGGAUAAUAAGACUCCUAUUUAAUUGCUUUGAAGAAGAUCUUAUUACUCUUGUGGCAUUUGAAGAGCUUGAUGCCGAACAAAGGUAGUAGUGACAUUUUUAAUAUCCUAUAUAAACACCAGCUGUUGUCUGCUGUUCCACAGGACUUGGGUUUGCAGAUGUGGAGAAUAGAGUUCCAUGUACCCCAGAAAGCGUCAUGCGCGUGGCCAGUAUCAGCAAAUCCUUAACGAUGGCGGCCAUUGCCAAGCUUUGGGAGGAGGGAAAAUUGGAUCUUGAUGUUCCGGUGCAAAAAUAUGUACCAGAGUUCCCAGAAAAGGAUUUUGAAGGUGAAAAGGUGUGUACCCAACAGACACGUUGCCAAAAAUUUUGGAUUAUUUUGACGGUAGUGAAAACAUAAAUGUAGAAUAUGAAUGUUUAGAAAUUGACCUGAUUUUUUACGUACCUAUUAAAAUGUUGUGAAAAGAUGGUUUAAAUAAUUUAAGCAAUGAUUUAUCUAGUAUGUUUAUCGCACAGGAUUUGUACAUCCUUCUCAAAAAAGCAUGCGAAAGGCAAAUAUUUUCCUACAGUGAGGGGAAAAAAGUAUUUGAUACCCUGCUUAUUUUGAACGUUUGCCCACUGACAAAGAAAUAAUCAGUCUAAUUUAAAUGGUAGGUGUAUUUUAACUGUAAAAGACAGAAUAAUAAAAAUAAAUUCCAGAAAAAAUUUAUAAAUUGAUUUGCAUGUCAAUGAGUGAAAUAAGUAUUUGACCGCUUUGACUUAGUACUUGGUUGCAAAACCCUUGUUGGCAAUCACAGAGGUCAGAUGUUUCUUGUAGUUGGCCACCAGGUUUGCACACAUCUCAGGAGGGAUUUUGAUCCACUCCUCUUUGCAGAUCCUCUCCAAGUCAUUAAGGUUUCGAUGCUGACGUUUGGCAACUCGAACCUUCAGCUCUCUCCACAGAUUUUUUUAUGGGAUUAAAGUCUGGAGACUGACCCCUCCAGGACCUUAAUGUGCUUUUUCUUGAGCCACUCCUUUGUUGCCUAGGCUAUGUGUUUUGGGUCAUUAUCAUGCCGGAAUACCCAUCCACGACCCAUUUUCAAUGCCCUGGCUGAGGGAAGGAGGUUCUCACCCAAGAUUUGACGGUACAUGACCCCGUCCAUCGUCCCUUUGAUGCGGUGCAGUUGUCCUGUCCCCUUAGCAGAACAAUUCCCUCAAAGCAUAAUGUUUCCACCUCCAUGUUUGAUGGUGGGGAUGGUGUUCUUGGGGUCAUAGGAAGCAUUCCUCCUCCUUCAAACACGGCAAGUUGAGUUGAUGCAAAAGAGCUCAAUUUUGGUCUCAUCUGACCACAACACCCAGUUCUCCUCUGAAUCAUUCAGCUGUUCAUUGGCAAACUUCAGAUGGGCCUGUACAUGUGCUUUCUUGAGCAGGGAGACCUUGCAGGCGCUGCAGGUUUUCAGUCCUUCACGCCAUAGUGUGUUACCAAUUGUUUUCCUGGUGACUAUGGUCCUAGCUGCCUUGAGAUCAUUAACUAGAUCCUCCCGUGUAAUUCUAGGCUGAUUCCUCACCAUUCUCAUGAUUAUUGAAACUCCACGAGGUGGUGAGAUCUUGCAUGGAGCACCAGACCAUGGGAGACUAACAGUUAUUUUGUGUUUCUUCCAUUUGCGAAUAAUCUCACCAAAUGUUGUCACCUUCUCACCAAGCUGCUUGGUGAUGGUCUUGUAGCCCAUUUCAGCCUUCUGCAGGUCUACAAUCUUGUCCCUCACAUCCUUGGACAGCUCUUUGGUCUUGGUCAUGGUAGAGAGUUUGGAAUCGGAUUGAUUGAUUGAUUAUUUCUGUGGGCAGGUGUCUUUUAUACAGGUAACAAGCUGAGAUUAGGAGCACUCCCUUUAAGAGAGUUCUCCUAAUCUCAGCUUGUUACCUGUAUAAAAGACACCUGGGAUCCAGAAAUCAUGCUCACUGAUAGGGGAUCAAAUACUUAUUUCACUCAUUGACAUGCAAAUCAAUUUAUAACUUUUUUGACAUGCGCUUUUCUGGAUUUUUUGCUGUUAUUCUGUCUCUCACUGUUAAAAUACACCUACCAUGAAAAUUAUAGACUGAUCAUUUCUUUGUCAGUGGCAAAUAUUCAAAAUCAACAGGGGAUCAAAUACUUUUUCCCCUCACUGUAUAUCUACCAAGUGGAUUUAAAAUUAAAUGGAAUUUAUGACUGAAAAAGCUUAAUCAGUAUAUUGGUAUAAAAUAAAAAUAUUGUUAAAAAUAUAUAACAUUGAAUUGGGUAAUCAUAACAUCUAUAUUCCAAAGCAUACGUUUACAUUUGCGUGAGAAUCUCAAAGUAUCCUUUCUAGCAAAAUACUGUGUCAUUUAAAGGAACACUUUGUGUUAGGAAUACAAAGAUAUAGUCCUAAUACUAAUGUGUUUCUCAGCCCACAUGGGCCCUCUUCCCUGCCUCUAAAAGGUUAAAUAACACUUUAUUCACUUACCCUAUUCCAGCACAGAAGGACCUGCUUCACCUCCUCUAAUGUCAUCAAUGGUACACAGUCACUAGAGGCAAUCUUAGUACCGCAAUAUAAGCAUUGCAGUUUCUCUAAAAUGUUUUACAUUGCAGGACUAAGGGAGACAGGGGCAGUGCACCCAUACCACUUUAAUGAGAUGAGGUGGUCUGGUUGCCUAUAGGGUCCCUUUAAUAUUAUCAUCUCAUGUAUUAUGAUCUGCAUUACUUGUCAAUAUGGAAAUAUGAAGCUUGUUAUUAAUAUUUACCUUCGAUGUAAUCUAGAAAAAAAAUAAUAAUAAUAUGGCUGCUCUAACUAAACAUAUGUUACUGAUUAAAUUUAAUGUUUCAGGAUAGUAUACCCUUUGAAUUGGUUGUGGUAUUAGGCAUUACAUAUGUGAAUGAAGAAGAGCUUUCAUUUACUAUCAUGGGUGCUGGUCAUUAAAUGUAACUCUUUUUACAAAAUAAUUUUCCAUUACCAUCUACAUUUUAUCCAAAAGAUAUGUUUGCUUUAUUUAUUUUUUAUAAUUUUAUAAGGGUUUAUCUUUUCAGGUGACAUUAACGACCAGAUUAUUGGUUUCUCACCUGAGUGGGAUUAGACAUUACGAAAAGGAUGUUGAGAAAAUAAGGAAAAAACUAUCCAAGAAAUCUCUUCCAGAGGGGUCCACAGAGAAGCAAGCUCAGGAAACGGAAACUGAAAAAGCUAAACCUGACAGCGAUACCAAAGAACUGAGCAAAACAGGAGAGCAGAAAAACCGGACGUUGGAACCAGAAGAGUUUUACAUCAAGGAAAAGUUCGACAGUGUGAUAGAUUCUCUGGAACUGUUUAAAAAUGAUCCGUUAGUGUUUAAACCGGGUAUGUGAAGUGACACAAAGGAACUUACAAAAAUCCUGUUCAGUCACCAUCAUUCUUCUCUCCAAAGAGACAUGCACUUAUCUUGUAUGUAGCUAUCUACUUGGUAACCUAUAUUUUACUUUUAUAGGGCUAUAAUAAUAUAUCUAACUGGACUAAUUGCUGCUUUAAAGUGAACCUGUCAUGACAAGUACUCCUAUACUGUUAAUCGUCCUAAAGCAGCAAAUCUAUAAUUUAUCAUAAAGAUAAAUUAUAUAUGGAUUGCUUUAUGAACAGUUAAUAUAUUGCAUAUAUAAUAUUUCCAAGGGGGUGGAGGGGGGGGUGGUGCUGCAAUGCUCAGAUGCAGGUGGUUGUUAAACUACUGUAGCAGCCUCGGUUCCACCUUGCUCCCACCCCUUUGUAAUGUGAUGGAGUCUGGUUUAGGAAAUAUUCCCCUCACUCACACUGCCAAUACUGGCUUCACUGCCAGAACAUCAAUGUUAAAAUGGAGUGACAUCAGUAUUCAUGGUCUUCAACUUAAACCGCCACCAUAGUCUUUAGGUGAAUGCUUAUAGGGACAUGCAUUACUUUGAGACAGCUGUUUCAAUAUUUGAAUGAAACAUUUGCCUCACUCUGCAGGCUGAAAAAAAACAGUUAAUUUUUCCUCCACUCCCAUAUUUACAUUUGUCUUCUUUCUUAUGCUUUCCACAUCAACUCGGGGGGGGGGGUUGGGGGUGUGUAUGCUGGAAGAGUGCAAUAGGGGUGCCUGCCAUAAUGAUGCCCUGUUUCUGUCAUUUGUGGACUGGUCAGAAACUGAGAUGGGUUGGGGGGAUGGGGCUUAAGAAAAUCCCCUUCCUGAGAUGUGUGCCCAACAAUGCAAUCUAACAAAGUUUAUAACCUUUUAUUACAUAUUUUUCAAAGUGAUUCUUAUAUAUUUGUUUAGAAGUGUUUGCUUGCUGGGUUAAAAAAAUAAUUGUUGUGUGAUGCAUGUUCCCUUUAAUAGCUUUUGCACUGUUUGCAUUUAUAACAAAGCUAGACUGUUGGUAAACAAUACUGAUUACAAUAAACAGAAGAGAGGAAAUGCUGGAGUAACCUGAGUAUGUAUUAGAACAUGCUUUGGUUCUUGACUGCUAUAGCUGAGGAAUACAGUAACUAACUGAUCGCACCAAUAAUGAGUUUGGCAGGUCCUCACUGCAAUGGGUUAAGCAUUUUUCAUCUUUUCUCCAGAUGUUCUUCUCUAUUAUUUUUCAACUAAUUGUUUACUUCUGUACUGUCCAGGUACCCAGUUCUUGUAUUCCACCCAUGCCUGGACCUUGUUAAGUGCUGUAGUGGAGCGAGCCUCAGGAAAGAAAUUUGUGGACUACAUGGUGCAGAUGUUCAGGGAACUUGGUAUGAAGAACACAGUGCCUGAGGAACAUGAACCCAUCAUAUACAACCGGGCAAGGUAAUAGUGGCCACAGAGUUAAGUAAGAGCUGUGUAUUUGUUUUUUCCCUUCAAUAAUAGACCCUCCUUAUAGAUAUAAUCUAUGAGAAAGGACAAGGUAUAAGGAAAUAGUGAGACUUAUUACCGAUUCUUCACAUAAAAACUGCAGGGAGGAAAAUUAGGCUCAUGCUUGGAGAUAGGUCUCCAUUAUAAGAGAACAAGUUAUAGUGUGAAUACCAGAAAUUCUCAGAAACUGUAAGCCUAAACACAGUCAGAAAUACAUCAACAGAGAUUACUUACAAGUCUUGUCUUAACUAGAUAUAUUCAAAUAAUACGCACCACACUUUAGGGCUGCUAUGAACCUUGGGAGAUCCGUUAGUGGCUUAGGUUUAUAUAUCAAUGUUAUAGUAUGGAAUAAAAAUUGUUCAGGCACUCCAAGAUCCAGAAAUGGCAAAUUUAUUGAAGCCCAAAGUGACACUAUAAUUGUCACUGGAACCUGUUGCUUGGUCCUGGUUUUGUUGCACCCUGGCUCAGAUUGAUGGGAUUGAGUGCCGUUCCUAUUGUCUAUUGAAAAUGAUAAAUAUCAAUGCUGUCUGAAGUAAUUUCAGCUUUAAGUGCACAUGUGGAGAAGAUAGAGCUGUCAUUGGCUGACUCCCUCACGAGAAGAGGCAUGGAGAGAGUGCUCAGCAUUGGUUGAGCUGCUGGUGUGGGACAGUCUGAGUGCUCAGAUAGAUAAUCGAUACAUUAAAUCCAGCCAGAAGCUAAAUAGAUAAUGUUGUGUAUACAUACCAGGUGGAAGAAGUUCAAUAGAUAUACUUUGUAGACAUUUAAGAAGUCGACCUGGGCUCUGGAGUUAGUAGGGAUGGUAUUUCUGGUCUCUUGUUGGAGCACACUUAUUGGCUCAUAGUCACAGUGCAGACAAGUAAUGUUACUUGUGUCUGCUUCCAAACUACGACGUGGCUAUGAAAUGUAAACUCAGCUGCCAUUGUCAAGGCAUACCACUUAAAGGGACUGUCUAGGCAAUAUAACUUAAUUGAAGUGGUUAUAGUAAAUGGAGUGCCCUGGUGUCAUCCCUCAUCUCUCUGUUCAGUAUUAGAGCAAUUUUCGAAUAAUUUAAUAUUGAACAAGAGUUUCCUACCUCCUGCAGCUCUAUCCCCAUUAGAGAUUUGGUGGAGGAGGUUACACUUUAACUUGGCCUUACCGAUUGGGCAGCUAUGGGAUGUCAAGGAUCCUCUUUCAAUGUUAAACCAUUUGAAAGCAGUUUAACAAUGAAACGUAUGCUGGUGCCAGGGGAUUUAAGGGACACUAACCAUGUAAAUAAGAUGAAGUGCUUACAGUGUCUCUUUAAGUAAGUUGAACAUUAAAGUAACUCUCUCACCAAUAAGUUUCUGUUUUGACCUUGUGAAUUGUUUAAUUUAAAAUUACGUUUGACACCCAUCUUGUAUUAGGCCGAUUACCUUUAUGUUCUAUUCCAUACAAAAUGUCCGACAGCGUUUAGUAACUAAGCAUAAUGAGGGGGGGCAAUAACCUUCCCAUGAAAUGCACUUUGGAAUGAAUCUUGUUAAUAUAACAUGUUGUAUCUUGCAGUUUCUAACACAACACGCUAUACACUACAGACAGAAGACUGGGGGAUAUGACAUUAAGUAUGUCAUCACGCUCUGUGAGCAUAGUUUAAUGCUUGAGUGGGAACCUAUCUGUAACUGCUGCUUUAACAUAAUUAUGAAUAUCUCAUUAGGAACGUCUCAGACCAGCCAUGGCUCUCAUAUGGUGACUCCUGCUUUCUGUCACACAGUGCAACCAGUAGAAAAAAUACAUUUUAAUGUAUGGGAGAUUAAGAGGGGCACAUUUGUUUCAAGAGCUAUACCUCUGUCUUUAUGAUCAAAACAUGUAUUAGAUACACUAGUUAGUAUAUGACCUGCAUGGGCACUAAAAAACAAAUAAAUUACAGGAUGGAAUAUAAAGUGUGUAUUGUAUGUAAAGUUUGAUUGGUUACUGCUAUUCAUUUCAAUUAAAACAAACAAACAUUAAAGUCACCCAGGCCACUUCAUCUCAAUGAUUCUGAGGUACUGAGUAAAACUUGGUCAUGUGGCAUGAUAGCCCCCAUAGGAAAGCAUUGAUAUAGUGCUUUCCUAUGGGGAAGCUUGGAUCCACACGCAUGCCUCCUCCAUAACGUUGUGUGAGAAAGAGCGGUAAGCAUUAACACAGCAUUUUAAAUUUGGUUCUCUGCCAAUAGUGCCUUAAAAACAUAGGUACUUUUCUGUUAGACACACAUCAUUUGUUAUCUACAGAUUAUUUACAACAUGUCACAAUCAAAAGAAAUUCAUGGACACCUCUAGAGCACAUAAAAACAUACAAAGAAAUAAUCGUUGUGCUCAAACUCCCACUAUUUUUGGCGGCAGCAAUGGCUAUAGUAUUCAUCGGCCCAAAUACACAUGAGAAAGAAAAAAGUUAAUCACGCAAAUUCCUAUGUACAUUUGAAUAACAGAUGUAUUUAAGCAAUGGCCACUAAAGUGUUAUCUCGCCUGUCCAAUCAAGGCAAACCCUUUUAGGUGAGGCCUAUGCUAAUAAGUCACCUUACUACCUUGCCUCUAGAGCAGUGCUCCUCAGCCCUCUCUUCAAGACACACCUAACAGUCCAGGAUUUAGGGAUUACCCGGGUGUGUCCAAGGUGUUAAAGACAAAAAAAGUGUUUUUUAAGAUACACACACCUGGGUAAUCUCGAAAUCCUGGACUGUUAGGUGUGUCUUGAGGAGACGGUUGAGGAGCACUGCUCUAGAGCACAGUUCUUAGUGUAAAUCUGUUUGGAAAGGAUGGUAAGACCAGAUCUAAUGCAUUUGAGCUCCACUGAACUACAGCAGAGUCACACAGCCUACAUAGAGAAUGUUUGGGACAAUUGUUAAUCAUCCCAGGAGUCUUGUCAUUCCAAAUUGUAUAAAAUAGUCCACAAAAAACUUGGAGAAAUAUUGCAUGGGGCAUUAGAUGUUGCCGUAUUUUCUCAUCAAUGAAGUAUUACAAUGUUAUGUUUGCUCACUCAGGUUGCCUUGCUUUAUAUUGUGUUAUGAUUAAACAUGUAAUAUUCAUUGCUAAAAUGUGCAGCGCUUCAAUAGAUCAGACAAGGGGCAAAUACUUAAGCAGACAUACAGCAGUCUGUUGAUUCAGAUGUUGGUGGGUGUGGGAAUAUGGGAAUAUGACAACUGGCCGACUGCAGGCCUCCGACAUAUGAUCAUAGAACAAUGUCUGCAUACUAGCUGUUCAAAGUACAAUAUACUGCACCUUCAUCGACCGUAGCAAAACUAAAAGGCAAACAACUUUGCUAAUAGAAUGAACUGACCUUUUAAUUCAAUUUACUACUAUUACUUCAUCCAUUUGAGUGAAGCCAGAGACUCGGAAAGGUCACAAAAAGAAAACAAACAUACAUUUCUGGGAAAGGAAACAACUGCCAGAAAAUCCUUGAAAUUCCAUGCUUUGAUAUAUGUGGGUACUUGAAGAGUUAAUAACCGACUGGCAUUUGUCACAAUUCUGCAACUGUCUUCAUGUGUUAUCCCACCCUUCUGGAAAUUCAAAGCUAAUUUAUAGAUUAUUUCCUGUAUUGCAGAUCUUUUCUACGUCCCUUUUUAAGUAUGCAGCCUCAGUGUUAUUAAACCUCAAACAGUAGCCCAGAACAUAAUUGCUUGCAGCUUCAAAGGACAAACUAUAGUCCUUUAGUUUCCCCCACACCCACCUUAAGUGAUUAAUUUAAAUAUAUAUAUUUUUUUUCUUCGUAAAUUAUACUGUUUCCAGAAUGACCAGCCACUGCAAACAGAGUUAGAAGCUGAUUUUAUGGGUUUAAUUCAGUAAAUGGGAAAGUACAAAUUUUAGACCAAAAUCAAUAAGUAAUUUUCUCAACUCCAUCAAUUAAUUGUAAAAUUAUAUGUAAUUCCGAGUUUAGUUAAUGUUGUAGUGGGUGUGAGAUCGUAUGAUGUGAUAUAAUUAGACAUAUAUAGUUUGAAUAGAGAUUACACAUGCCAUAAUUUCAAGGCUCAAGUACAAUUCUGUAAAAUCUGUGAAAUGUAAAAAUUACUGUCAGGAACACAAACACAUAUUCCUAACCCUAUAGUGUUAAACCACUAUUUAGGUGGCUUGCCUCCCCCUAACCCUUGGUUUGGCCAGUCAGUAAUUCCUCAUAGAGAAACAUUGAAUCAAUGCAUCUCUGAGAAAAAUUCAGCGUUUCCAUGCAGAGUGUGAAGACACUGAACAGCAGCACUGCCCCAGGAAGCACCUCCAGUGGUGCCUGGCAAAAUUGUGUUCCUUAUAAUGGGACAGGAGCAUCAGGACACUCUUGGCACCAUAACUACUACGGAAAGCUGUUGUUGUUUUGGUGCUGCCAUUGUUCCUUUAACCCCUUAAGGACGGCGGGCGUUCUACGCCGUCCUUUUUGGGGGGUCCUAAACGCUGGCGGGCGGCAUAGAACGUCCCCGCUGUCCUUUGUACUUACUGGCUCCCCACCGUUUCCCCAAAGGCGGUCACAAUCCUGGGGUCUGCCUUGGAGCUCAGGCAGACCCCCUCUGCCCUAUCCGGACCCCCCUGGCCAUGUGAUCGCGGGGUUCUUGCGAUCACAUGGCAGGAAUAGCCGGCUUAUGCAGUGCCUACAGGGCGCCUGCCUGAGUUCUCAGGCAGUCCUCCUAAUGCCUGCAAAAAAGUUUAGAAAGUUAACAAAAGUUAAUAAAAAGUUUAUUAAAGUAAAUAAAAGUACUUGGAAUAUAUAAGAAAACUGAGAUGCUUGCUUUCCUGGAUUAGAGAGUAAUUGCCCGGUGCUGGUCAGGCACAAGAUACAAAAAUUUUUGGGGAAAUGACCACACUCCAAGGACUUGUUGAGAGUAAAAAUAAAAUAUAACUUUUAUUCUAUAUCAUACAAAAAAAUAUCGACGUUUCAGCCCCAAUACAUGGGCUUUCAUCAGGAUGGCAAUACUACGGUAAAAUCUGAAUAAAAUAAAUAAAAUAUAGAAUAAAAGUUAUAUUUUAUUUUUACUAUCAACAAGUCCUUGGAGUGCGGUCAUUUCCAAUCAUUUUUAUGUAUCUUGUGCCUGACCAGCACUGGGCAAUUACUCUCUAAUCCAGGAGUGCAAGCAUCUCAGUAUAUAUAUAUAUUCCAAUAUGAUCAUAUAUAUACUUUUAUAUGCACAAACACAUACACUUUUAUUAAUGGUUUAUGUAUUUAAAUAUUAUAUUAUUAUUAAAAUACAUGUAGAAUUAUGUUAAAUAUAUAUAUGUGUAAAAAAUCAAUAAAUACAUUGAAAAAAUUAAUUUAAAAAAAAAUAUACACCAGUUUUAAUUUGUUCUAACUGUAUUUUGACAUUAAUAUACAUGUAUAUUAAAUUCAAAAUAUAUUUAUAUAAUAUUAUUACAUAAUAAAGUAAUUUUAUUAAGUAAAAUUUGAGGGACCUGCCCGACAACCCAGACUGAAAGUUCAGAGAAUUUAGCUUGCAUGCUCUAUAUUUAACCCUGUAACUUUCCAGGACGCCAUAAAACCUGUACAUGGGGGGUACUCUUUUACUCAGGAGACUCCGCUGAACACAAAUAUUAGUGUUUCAAAACAGUAAAACAUUUCACAAUGAUGAUAUCGUCAGUAAAAAUGCAGUUUUUUAAACUUUUCACACACAAACGGUACUUCCACUGUCAAUAUAAUUGUGAUAUGUUUUACUAUUUUGAAACACUAAUAUUGGUGUUCAGCGAAGUCUCCCGAGUAUAACCGUACCCCCCAUGUACCAGUUUUAUGGUGUUUUAAAAAAGUUACUGAGUCAAAUAUAAGGCUUGGGUCUCCUUUUUUCACAUUGAAAUUUGCCAAACUGGUUAUGUUGCUUUUGAGACCCUAUGGUGCCCAGGAAUGAGAAUUACCCUCAUGAUGGCAUACCAUUUGCAAAAGUAGAUAACCCAAGGUCUUACAAAUGGGGUAUGUCCAGUCUUUUUUAGUAACCACUUAGACACAAACACUGGCCAAAAUUAGCAUUCAAUUUAGUUUUUUGCAUCUUCCACAAACAAACAAAUAUGAACGCUAACUUUGGCCCAGUCCUUAAGGGGUUAAAAAGAAUACUGGAUGGAUUCUGGGAUUCAUACUUGGUUAAUGAUGGAUAUACAAGAUGUCAUAAAGUGUCUGGCUGCCAGCAUAAUUUAAGAAGAAGUAAAGGAGGUAUUUUCCUAAUUCUAUAGAAGUUGUACAGAAGACCAACAAAGUCAGAUAAGGUGCAGAUUUGCAAUGCUCCUAGCACCAUAUGUGCCAUUAUUAUGGACAAACAAUCACCUUACAGAAACACUAAAGUGUCAGGAAUACAAAUGGUGCUCUAGUCACUGUUUUGGCGAAGAGGCCACUGUUGCAAAGGUUUAAAAAGUGACUUUACUUACCUUUUCUCCCCCAGAGCACUGGUCGCUGGUGUUCCACUCCACUUCUUUCUCUGAGAUCAUUGCGAUCGAUGAUGUCCAAUGCACUGGGAGACUAGUGCACAUGCACAGCAAAACGCAUGGUUUCUCUGAGACUGUGAUAGAAAAAGAAGCCACAGGCACUAAGCACUGUGGCAUAUAUGUAUGGUGGCAAUGAAGGAGUUAAUCUGUUUUGUCUGGGAUUUGAAUGUGAGGAAUUUUAAAUCUUGUGGCAGUUGGUCAGUUAGACAGGUAUCUGGGCAGAAUUGAUGACGCAGCUGUUUUUGGGGGCUGGAGCUGGCAUGGGAUUGGUUUAAAGUUGCAAGCAGAAAAAGAGCGGGAAACUGGAACAGUAUAAAAAGAAGCAGCACAAGUUUAAUCCUGUCAGAGUGGACUGAAGCAGGAUUGGUGCGGACGGACCCCACCCCCCUCUCUUUACUUUUAUUUAAUUGUAUUGUUGUGGUGCUAUGAAGCAUUGGGGUAAAAGUCAUCCUCAGGGUCAAGUUCUGAGGAAGGAUAUGGUGGUAAAUGGUUUUAAGUAAAACGCGGUCUGGUUAGUUAUGACUGACUGGCUAUUUGGUGCUAAUAAAGUUAAAAGUUUUGAAAGGUGGUGAACCAUAUGUUAUAUGGUUAUGGUUACAAAGUUAUGAUUGUAUGCCCCUUGAGCUUUGAAUAAACACCACGGCCAUGCCCAGUGAAAAGUAAUUAAACAUUGUCUGUGGUUAUUGUGUGGUCUUGUUUUAUUUAUACGAAUAUUGCCCACCGUACAUAUAGCAGAGGUUAACUAUUGCAUUAGAGGCACUAAAACUCUGCAGUGAAAACAUUGCCGUUCUGCAGCUGCAGGGGUAAAUGGAGAAAACAUGGCACCCAGAGCACUUCAUCUCAAUGAAGUGGUCUGGGUGCCUGCAGCAUCCAUUUAAAUGCAAUUGUUAUUCUAAAACCCAAUACAAUCCAGAGAUAAAAUAAUACAUCUAAUAACAUAUUUUGUACGUGGUUACACUGCAUUUAAUAAAUAGAAUGUCACAAUAUAACUCAAAAUGUACAAUUGUAUGCUUUACUGUUGAGGGGAUUCCUUUACUUGGUAAAAGUAUGCUGGCAGCCACCCACCUCAUGAUGUAUCUCCAUCACCACCAUUUAAAUCCGUAAGAAUCUAGGAAUCUCUCCAGACUGAUAAAAGUUUAUCCGAUGUUAAGAUGAUGGUGGAACCACACUGCUUACCUAUGUGGGUGACCUUGUGUGAGCAAUAGGUUUAACAGCCCUAUUUCCAGAGUGAAGUGCACUCAAGGAUUUAAUUGAUUAAUUAUUUUUCCAUUUAUAAAGGUGAUUCAUUGAUUUAUAGCUAGCCUGAAAUAAUAGAAGAGUUGUUUAGCCACCUUAUCGAGAACGAUCACCGGUGCAUUUUCUGCAUUGAGCAAUGGAAACACAGCAUGUGCGUGACUGUGUAUGGGUGCGUUAGAAGAUACACAAAAGUAAAUCCUGUAAUAUGGGAGAAGAAUACCAUUGAGGGGCUCUGGAGACAUAAUAGAUCAAAGUAUGAAUUUCUCAGGAACUCCAAGAUGGUAUUCAUUUUCCUAAAUAUACUAUUCACUGUUGCGUAUCUUUUAUAUUACAUGAUUUUUGGGGGGUAAGAUUAGUGUUGGGGUUGGCCCUAUGGUUCCUUUAAUCUUAGGAUAGACUGGUUACACUCUGGUGCAUUGAUAUCCAUCUUUAUUUUUAACUUUUUGACUUUUUUAAAUAAUAAACUGGUUGUUUUGAUCCCAGUUUGUUCUUCUUCUUAUUAUUUUUGUGGAUCUAGCGAUAUAUUAUUUACAUUGCCUUUAGCAACCAGUUCCAUAUACUGGUAUGCUUGAUUCUAAGUGGACUUCUGUAUUUUCUUUUAUUCUUAUAGAAGUAUAUCAUUUUGGCAUUGGUAUCACCUACCCUGUAUUGUUUCCUCCAAUCAGGGAUUAGGAUACCUAUAUCAUAUAUAUUGCAGUUGGUCACUUUAAGAGUAUCUACCAUAUUAUUACACUGUGUGUGAAAGUGUAUACCUGAGAUUCCAUUGUCUACAUAGCUCCUGGAUACUUUGCACUAUACUAUAUGGUGCCAUUCCUAUUGCUUUUAUAGGAUUUGGUGAAAUUCCUAUACCCAUCCAAUUAGAGCUUAUUCCGUUUGUCUAACUCCCCCUUCUCUCUGUAUAUUCAAAGCCUUUUGGAUAUCAGAAAAAAACUUUGCUUUUAUAUUACAUGAUUGUAAAGGGUAAGAUUAGUGUUGGGAUUGGCCCUAGGGUUCCUUUAAUCUUCGGGUAUCGACUGGACAUGCUGCCUGUGAUUAAUGAUUGUUAUAAUACACUGUGCAGCAGUGUCUGCAUUUCACAGUUCUCUUUAUUAAAUCAGCCCUCCUCCAGUAGUUUUAGCCCAGUAGUGAAUUUAUUUGGGAAAUCAGAAUUACACUCUUCAGCAAGCCUAUUGGUAUCAUUGUCUGGUGCGGCUAGUAAUAUUUAAUUUCUCCUUUUUCUUUUUUGUUAUUUUACUGUAUAAUUGUAUGCCUGAAAAACAAACUUUAUUCCGGAAGAAAUCAUUAACCAACAAAUAAAUAACUUAAUAAGAGAGAGAGAACCUGGAAAUAAAUGACUGCAAUCGAACAGUUCUGAAUUUGCUAGUGUACCAGGAAAAUUCCUGGAUUGAGUACACAUCAGGAGUCAGAAAGACACGAUUCCUAAAAUUAUUAUUCUUGGCAUCCAGUAUUUUUACAUUUCUGUGGCUCUAUCUAAAUGUUCUCCUUUGCGGGCUCCGAAAUAUGCCUUAUUUUAUUCCAUAUUUUGGCCACUUAUGGUCUACAGACAAGACCUCCUCUAUAGAAUGAAAAGUAAUGACCAGUUUUGCAAUCAAAAUGUGAAAUUUGUGUAAUUAUAAUUAUUUAUUUAAUUUAAUAGAUUUGUCUCAGUAAAUAGAUUAAUAUUUUUUUUUACACCUGUUAAAAAAUAUUGUAUGCAGUAGGUACAUUUCCAUCUUUUCGUGUUGUGUCUAACCAUUUGGCCCAUGAUGUCUCCAAGUCCCAAAGAGUAUAGCGCAAGUGCAUCAUUAGACAUACUCUUGUUGUGCAAAGGGCAUUCAGGGCAAUGAACACGUUAUAGCAUGUCAACAAUGCUUUAUACAGGAAAAGACCUUUGUGGAGCCAGUCAGCGUGCCUUCCAAGACUGUAUGCCAAGCUGACACCCCAUUUUACGGCUGGACCUACCCCCGACGGUGUUACCAUUGAUGCUGGUACACCACCCUGCAUUUAUACCUAUUAUUUUUCUUUUUUUCCCAAAGUGGAAAAUAGAUAAAUAUAUAUUUUUAUUAUAGUCUCAAAAAUAAAUAUAUAAUUUUUAAAAAAUAUUCUUUUUGAGGCACGAGAUGCGUACAUAGCACUCCAAAUUAGAUCUAACACUAAUUUUUUUUUAUACACUACACUACUGUUCAGCGAUAUCUAAAAUGUAAACAAGGUACAUUUUCAGAAUUUUUCUGAAAAAAAUAAAUAAAUUAGAUCAGGAAUUGGAAUUGAGAUACAGUAUUCAUUGUCUUGUAAUUAUAUAGACGUUAUGAAAAAAGUGUGACAGGGCAAUUGUUAAUUUUAAAAUGUACAGUGUGUGCAAACACUAAAAACUGAAAUAAAUGUGUCAUGUAAACAUUUUGCAUGGAUAUUUAUUUUCAAUGAUGAUGGUUUAUUUCGUUUUUGAGGCUUGAAGUGAAAUACAACACUUUAAAGAAACAAAUUUCCAACGUGUCGUGACAUGUCAAUUAUUACUAGAAAACAACAAUCUAUAGUAUGCACAUGUCCCCAUGACCACCUCCCAACUUCAUUGCAUUUACCAACUGUUUGGUCACAUGAACUGCAAGGAGGGAAGCCAUGCGGGGAAGGUAGCAGGAAAAGAGAGAAAGAUACAGAAGUGGGACAAGGAGGUGAGGGGAAAAAGAAACUUGGUGAUAAUACAGAAAAUUAAGGCCAGAGAUCUUUAGAGAAGAUGUCUGUCCCAGGGCAGAAUGUUUUCAGGAAAGAAUUAUGACUGCUGUUAUUUUGAGGAAUGCAAAUUCCCAAAGUGCCUGCGUAACGUAUAAUAUACAUUAUCUUUGUGAAAUAAUAUCAAUAUACAGUAAACAAUGUUGCCUGGCUGAACUCAAAUAUUCACUUCCUGGUUUGUCCCCAAUCCUCCACCUUCUAUCGAGAGGGUGUGUGAAAUCAAGAUAUAAAUAUAUAAAAGAAACCAAGGGGAAGUGAUUCCUCUUGGAUAUAUAGGAAGGAAAAGUUAUGGUCUAAAGAAAAGGGGGGAUAUCCACUAAACAACUGGUAAAACAACCCACACCCUAGGUUGAAUAGAUAGACAAUACAAGAUAAAAAGCAAAGAGAAAACAACCUAAUUGCUCAAACCAGGAGUGGAUACCAACACCCAAAGAAUGCUAAAUAUAUAUAAAAAAGUGAAUAGAAAGGUGAACUGGUAACAUACACAGUAUCACUGCACAGUAAGCAAAUAGAAACAGACCUAGGUCACAAUUGAUUAAAUGUAUCGCAAUAAAUGAAUAAAUGUACACUGUAUCAGUGCAAAAAAUAUCCUUUCAAUGUAAGCUCAUAUAAAUAAAAUCUGGCUGGUAUACCCUCUAUAUGAACAGCAGGGGAACUGGCCAAUAUGAGCUAAAUAUGCUCUAGUAACAAACUAGUAUAACAAUCAAUGUUAGUAUGGUACAUAAAAGAAAAAAAAGGGAGUAUUGCAAAUGUAGAAAUAUGGGAUCACCAGUUCUACAUCUAUUAUCAUUAAUAGAUCCUGGAAUAUUAUCUUCUAAUGUCAGUCAUUGAACUGUGCAAUAUAUAGUUCAGAGGCAGAGAAUUCUUCUUAUAAAAAGACUUUAUUAUAUGUGUAUAAAAUAUAAAAUAAGCAAUUGCUCACAGAUAGCAUUAAAAAGGGAACCUUCCUUUGGUGUCUUCCUCCCAGCAGUCUGGAUACUCUAAAAAUGCUGUCUCAUCAGAGCCGGCUUCAGAGGCAACUUCAGAGUCCUUGUUGACAAAAGCUCAUCAGGGAGAUCCACCAUGUGUGAAGAGAUGCAGCCUUACGCGUUUUGUGACGUCAUCAGAGUGAUGGAUAUUUUUUGGACUGAUCACCAAACUACAAUGUCUGUUUAUUACUUGAACUAAGACUGUGGACAAUCUUUAUUUGCACUGAUACAGUGUAUAUUCAUUCAUUUAUUGAGAUACAUUUAAUCAAUUGUGACCUAGGUCUGUUUCUAUUUGCUUACUGUGCAGUGAUACUGUGUAUGUUACCAGUUCACCUUUCUAUUCACUUUUUUAUAUAUAUUUAGCGUUCUUUGGGUGUUGGUAUCCACUCCUGGUUUGAGCAAUUAGGUUGUUUUCUCUUUGCUUUUUAUCUUGUAUUGUCUAUCGAGAGGGUGACUGACAGAGAAUUUCGUUUCAACUGUGGGUGCCAUUUGUGGUAUUUCGUUUUGGAGCAUAAUGGGAACAGUACGUGUGGGUAUGUGAUAUAAAAGCCAUCUUGUUUGUUCAAGGGGUUUAUCAGACACAGAGACUUUAAAAAAAUUUUUUUUAAAAAUAAUCUUCAUUUUCUGCCCUCCUUUUUAAAAUGUUCUUUUAGUUAUUAAGCCAUGCAAUAACAACAUUUAAAUAAUUGAAGUGACAUGUCUGUGUGGGUCACUCAUUGUACAUUAAAUGGAAAACGUAGAGUAUAAUUAAGUAAACACUUUAUUACUAAAAGAGGUCACAUGGUGAAUUCUUCGCAAACCCAUUAUUUCCGCAGCAUGCAAGCAGCCAUUAUAUUCAUGUGACCAGUUUUACUUACUACAGUCUAGCUUGUUCGAACUGACCAUGCUGUAAGGUAGAUAAUAGAAGUGGGGAACCAAUGUGCCAAUCAUGAUAUUCAAUAACUAUCCUAGCCCAGCCUGCAAGUCUUUGUUUAUGUCAUAUUCAUAUAGAUUGAUGCAUUCUCAACUUAUCCUACCCAAUCAGAAAUUAAGCUAUUAAAGCUCUAUAUGAUAGAGCAAAGACCAUUUCAGAAAAUAUAGAUGGCUAGAUGCAAAACCUGUGUUUUCCAGAUCAAAUAGACGAGUAUUUAAUGGAGUGGGACAGUCUCUAUUUGGGGUUCCCAUGACACGUGUCCCAGGGUGGUUCCUAUACAAGUGCCCCCAUGUAGUCUCUGCACUCCCUGUCCUGCCUUCAUACCUCCUAGUGUCGGGGAGGGGUAUGGAAAUAAACCUCAGUUGAAAAAAAAUAAUACAUGUAAUAUAUAUCUACCGGUAAGUAAAUUUAAGCAUGGAUUAUGCAGUGGUAUUUGGCAAGUCAGGUGUAUGGAAACACUUAAAGGACCACUAUAGUGCCCUGAGGGUGCCCCCACCCUCAGGGACCCCCUCCCGCCGGGCUCUGGAGAGAGGAAGGGGUUAAACACUUACCUUUCUCCAGCGCCGGGCAGCUGUACUCCUCCUCUCCUCCUUGCUCGCGACGUCAUCGGCUGAAUGCGCAUGCACAGCAGGAGCCGCGCGCGCAUUCAGCCGGUCGCAUAGGAAAGCAUUUACAAUGCUUUCCUAUGGGCGCUUGCGUGCUCUCACUGUGAUUUUUCACAGUGAGAAGCACGCAAGCGCCUCUAGCGGCUGUCAAUGAGACAGCCACUAGAGGCUCUGGAGGCUGGAUUAACCCUCAGUAUAAACAUAGCAGUUUCUCUGAAACUGCUAUGUUUAUAAAAAAAAAAAAAGGGUUAGUCCUAGAGGUACCUGGCACCCAGACCACUUCAUAAAGCUGAAGUGGUCUGGGUGCCUAGAGUGGUCCUUUAAGGCAACUUUCUCAGGCAAUCACAAGUGAAGUGUGCAUGUGCUGAGUAGACUUUUUAUUGUGUACAGGUGCAGUUACUAUGGCAAUGAAUUUAAAAUUGUGCUUCUUUUUUUCAUGUCCAAGUUUCAAAUUAGUAAAUUCUAGCCAGCCAGCAAGAGUCCUUACACGUUUAUCAGGGCUAUUUACUAAAGAGAGAAAUCAAAGUGAAUUUAAAAUUUAAGGUCAAAGUAGCUGAAGUUGAAAAGGUUUCCAAGUCCGCUAUGCUUCCAGGUUGGUCACUUUGGCAUUAAACGAAAACUCAAGCAUUAGGAAUACAAAUGUGUGUUCCUAAAGCUAUAAUGCCCUAGUCACAGUUUAGGUAACAGACCUCCCCCUGAGGGUUAAAGUUAACUCUUUAAGAGUUAACUUACUUUGCAUUUCACGCCACGGUGCUCAGUAUGACAGAUGCUAUAGGCAGGUUAUAUGGGGACAUUAGUAUUAAAGGAACACUAUAGGCACUCAGACCACUUCAUCUAUUUGAAGUGGUCUAGGUGCAGUGUCCCUGUUCCUUUAAACAACCAUCAGAGGCACUUCCUGCAUCUGUGAAAUUAUGCUGGGCGUACUAACGCUGUGCAUGAGGACUUCAAACGUGUUGAAUAUCACAUGGAAAAGCAUAAAGUUGCCACUGUCUGCUGCUGAUGUUGGAGGAGGAGUCCAACACCGCACCGAGGGACCUCUGAGCUGGACCAGGUAAGUGUUUAAAGGGUUAAUUUACCCUUUAUCGAUGGGUGAGUGGAGGGGGUGGCACUAGGACAGAGGGAUAAUAUAUGCCCCGUUUCCACUGAGCGGUACGGUACGGUCUGGUACGCUAUUUUGAGUGUUUCCAUUAUGAAAGUGGCCCAUACAACCAAACCAAAACAUUCCUGGGCCCCCUUCAGAUGUAGGUCCAUAUGAAAUGGUACGGUACAGUUACGGCAAAGUUAGUGGCGUCACACUAUACAAUCCAUUGAUUGGCGGACAGGAAAACAUCACUGCUCACGACAAAUGACAGGCUAGGCAUUUGGUCUAAACCCUGCAUGCCCCCCGGUGGUCCUACUUGCACAGGAAACGCUCACCUGAAAAGGCUGGACCAUUCUAACCCUUCCAAACGGUACCGACCCAAACCAUAGCGCUCAGUGGAAACGAGGCAAGAGUGUUCCGAAUACAAAGCUGUAGUCCGAACACUAUAGUUUGCCUUUAAUAUAGGGACAUUGGGAUUAAAAAAUUUGGCUUCAAUGAGGGGAUUUCUCUCCUAAAGAGCUAGUUAGAUGUAUGCACAGUGUGUCGUCAGAUUAGUAAAGAGUGCUUUAAAGUGUAAAUAGCAAUGACUGCAAAUAGAUUUUAGGGCUGAAAUAGCAAUAGGGAGACUUUGAACAGUGUAAUAACUCUUUGUAUGAAAACAAAUAUCUUUUACAUUUUAUUUUCUUUGUAUAGAAUGUUUACUCUCCUCUGUCAGAUUACCACAGAUUUGUACAUACCUAUAACUAAUUAGUAUGCCAUUCCCUGUCCUGCUGACAGACCGGUUAGUAAAGUUGGUGAUAUUAGGGUGCUCAUUAGAAUUUGCAGGAAGCCUACAGAACAUUCUGAGAAAUUUCACAUCCGCUCAUUCCUAAGAUGGAGCAGAUUCCAGGCACACCUGGUAUUAUCAAAUUCCAAUCCACUCAGACUGUGAUCAGGUCACAUAAAACUUCCACAACUCACAAGAAAGCAAUCCACACCCCAGGGCAUUUAAGUGAAUGUAGAAACUUUCAGCAUAAAAGAAUGUAUAGAGAAGCGGUCAAGAAACCACAAAAAAACCUACACAAUAUUUAAUUUCUUUCAGACGGAACAAUAAAUGUGUCCUAACAUGACCCAUGUAAGGGGCACUCUACAAACCAUAACCGCUGCAGCUCAUUGUAGAGAUGUGGUGUCAAAAGACAUUUCUCUACUGCUUCCCCAGAUAGUGUCAAGCUGAUUGACAAAAACUGAGGUUCUCCUGUCACAUGUAUUGUAGGUGCUAUGAAGGGGAGCAGAAGAACCAGGUGUGGGAGGUGGUCAGUUAAUUCUCGACAUAUCCUUGUAUAACAAGGAACUGAUUAAGUGAGCAGAGAGACCGUAUUUUUUAUUUUCUUCAUAAAAUCUAUACCUUUGUUAGUAUUUCUACUAGGAUUAUGUAUACAUUAUUAUUUUACUUUAGAGCACAAGUUAUUGUACCCUUGACAGAUACACUUUAAUCAUGCUCACAUGUGGAACAGAAACUGGGAAGCCAGUGCUUAAUUUUGAUCUUGUCUAGUAGGAGAGGCUGACGUGAUACACUUACUCUGUGUGUUUACUCUGGCUGAGAAUUAAUGUUGGGAGUUCUAUACCAAAAACGAGAAUUAUAGAACAUUUGCGCCAGUUUGGUAAUGCCAUAAUGUGCUUAAAACAAAAUAAAUCCAUAUAAAAGCGAUAAAAACGAAAUAGUUUUAUUAGAAUAGUUACUAUACAAGGAUCCAGCAGCGGAAGAGUUAACCAGUGUGGCUAAACAUGCCUUCCUUUAUCUAUAGACAAAUUGAAAUUUUGGAUAGUUUUGCCCCCUGGUGGCAGCUUUGUGGAUAGCUUCCCAGAUGCUGAACGACUGGUAAUCAAAAAAAAAGGCUACCUAGUAGCAAGAUAGUGACAAGCCCUUCAAGUCACAAACAAUGUAAUAUAUAAUAUUUUUCCAGGAAGUGGAAUUUUUAAAUUUUAUUUUUUGUAGAACAAACAAACCCAUGUGUUUGACAUCAGCAGACAUGAAAUAGAAUCUCUACUCUUACUGUACAAAUUUAAGUAAAACAUUUUGAUUGGAAGAGGCAUUAGAAUAAAGAAAGUGUUAAAGUUACUUCUAUAACAUCCCACCAACAAGAACAAUCGUGAUAGUAUGUUAUUUCAGGUUAAAUACUGAGCAUCCAUAGUUAGCUUGUGAGACACAGACUGAUUUUCUAAUUUGUUAAGAUCCAGGAUUACAUACUUUUUAACAGUUGUGACCCAGGGCUAGUGUUUGGGAUGUGUGACCUAUGUCAACGCACCUGCACCAACAUAGCCUGCUCUUAGGAGAUUCCUGGUAUGACAUGUGACACGACUCGGGACUAGUGUGUGACUUACUGCUGACUUCUUGACCUAUUAAUAAUCAGGCAACUAAGAAAGUAAUUCACAAGACCAAAGUAAGACUCAUUUCUAAAAAAAACAUUUAUUGUAUUUUGAAGACAGAAGAAUAUGGCAUUUGGAAGAUAUGCAGUGAAUGAAUGUAAGCAUUUAAAAGUCACUGAAGUUAUAGGCGCAGGAGUUUCCGGAUACUGUCUUAUCUUCUUACCUUCCUUAAUAUUCGAGUAGACGGUAAGGAAAGAGAAGGGGGUGUAUUUGUUAUUAAGGAGAAAAUGUAAUGGAGUAAAUCUAGAGGGAUAUCAAUUAUACCUCAUUGACAAGGUCCAAAGAAGGCCAACAUGUUUGUCUUAAGUUGCUUUUAUCAUUCAUACAUAGAAAUCUUGCCAGCAUUUUAAAUAUGUAAAAAGGGAGAAAUGGGGGCACACUCGGAACAUGCAUUUCUCAGAUGUGGUGGUAAAGACCAAAAUCUAUGGAAAAUACAGAUUAAAGGACCACUCUAGGCACCCAGACCACUUCAGCUUAAUGAAGUGGUCUGGGUGCCAGGUCCAGCUAGGAUUAACCCAUUUUUUAAAUAAACAUAGCAGUUUCAGAGAAAAUUCUAUGUUUACAAAUGGGUUAAUCCUCCCUCCAAUUCCUCUAGCGGCUGUCUUAUUGACAGCCGCUAGAGGCGCUUGCGUGAUUCUCACUGCGAAAAUCACAGUGAGAGCAUAAAAGCGUCCAUAGGAAAGCAUUGCCGCGCGUGCGCAUUCAGCCGAAUGGGAGGAGAGGAGGAGGAUCGGAGGAGGAGAGCUCCCCGCUGGAAAAAGGAACGUUUUUAUCCCUUUCUUCUCCCCAGAGCCGGGCGGGAGGGGGACCCUGAGGGUGGGGGCACUCUCAGUGCACUAUAGUGCCAGGAAAAAAAGAGUAUGUUUUCCUGGCACUAUAGUGGUCCUUUAAGGAACAGCGCACACACAAGAUAUAAUAUAGCUUUAAAUUUUACAAGGCCACCAUAUGGCCAUGUCUUGUGACGCCCACCACUAUGUAACAGUACCCCAAAAUCGGUGGGUCCUACACUAAUAAUAACAUGGGAGAUAAACAUGCUAACUGCAAUGCUUACUGCGUAAAAUGGUUUCCAGAGAUUCUCCUCAAAUUUCUGUUACUGUGAAGUCGUGGUGGGCUUAACACAAUAUGGUGUUGCUGAAUCCUCAUAAUUGUUUGCUAAGAUAGGUGAUUUUAAGAAGCCUUAUAAAAUGUAACACUGUAUUUUUGUUGUGUGUGCUACUCCUUAAUUUAUAGCACCAAAAACAAACUUGAACCAGAGGUGUACAGCAGUAGUGGAAAUAUAAUAUAUAUAAAAAAUACAAAACCUUAAACACUUCUUGUUCCCUUAAUCUGUAUUUUGAAUAGCAUAUAUUGCCAUUGUAUGUAGGAUGAGUUUGAUAUGUGACAGGCCUAGGUUUUAUCGGUAACAUGAGCAAAAUCUUGUUUGAGAACUAAGCAUGGACUCACCAAAGGCAAACUAUGCAGUUUUUACACAUUCUCCAAUCUUUUGUCAGAACAAAUGGUCAAACUCACUUAAAGGGUCACUAUAGUCACAAGAACCACUACAGCUUCAUGUAGUGGUUCUGGUGUCUAUCGCUUGUCCCUGGAGUCUUUUUAAUGUAAACGUUGCCUUUUACAUUGGUGCCUCGUAACACCUGUAGAGGUGUCUCCACGCUCUCCAUGGAGAAGCUUAACAUUCCCCAUUGAGUCGAGGAGAUUCGGUUGGAAAACACUGGAUUAGCUGACAUCAUAAAGUUUGGCGAACUCACCCAUGAAUGCGGGGCCAGCUGAGGCGAGACAGGAACGGUCUGAGGGAAAAAGGUAGGUUUAAAACCUUUUCAAAGCAAUCUCAGGGGGAGCUAAAUAGUUUCACACUAUAGUGUUAGAAAUACGUUUGUAUUCCUAACACUAUAGUGUCCCUUUAAGUAAAAUAUAGGAUGCUAUAUACAUGUUAUUUUUCUUUGUUCCUCAACCGUUUUACAGAUUUUUGGUCUACCAGAAUAGAUUUUGCUGUUAGUAGUUGUUUGUGCCUCAUUAAUACGGUCGUAGUCGUGUAUGCCAUUUUAGAGUACACUGCACUAUUCAUAAAUAUCUAAUUAUUAUUUAUUUAUUUUUAAAGUCAUAUGUAGUUCAAGUCAUCAUAUUGUUCUAAAUCUAGGUUGGGAAAUGUCUAUUCAAACAUGUGAUGUUAAAUGUGUUCUCUUCAUUGUCUCUUACAGGUUUUACAAUUUCAAUAAAAAGAAGCGUCUGGUGAACACUCCGUACGUGGACAAUUCAUGCAAAUGGGCAGGUGGUGGUUUCCUGUCCACAGUGAGCGACCUCCUCACCUUUGGAAACGUUCUCUUGUAUAGUUACCAAGCUAAGGCCAAUUCUCAGAUACUGCCCGGAUACCUCAAAUCAGACACCAUCUCUAUGGUUUGGAGACAGGUGCCGAACACUGAAAUGUCCUGGGACAAAGAAGGCAAAUACGCAAUGGGCUGGGGGGUUGUGGAAAGGAAGCUGGAUUUUGGUCAGUGUAAGCACCAGAGGCAUUAUGUGUCCCAUACAGGAGGAGCAGUAGGGGCCAGUAGUGUUUUACUAAUCCUACCCGAAGAAGAUGAUCAUAGUAGAUUCAGUAAUCUGGAGGAAAGACCACCAAAAGGGGUGGUAGUUACUAUAGUAGCCAACAUGCAAGGUACUGGUCUCAACAGCACAGCACUGAAAAUCGCAUUGGAGUUUGAGAAAGACAAGAUGAAAAGCUCCUAAGAUCAUACAUAUAAAAUGCUAGUAGAACAUGGGUGAUCACAAGGCAGAACCCAGCUUUUGCAAAACUACAACUCUCACGUUGCAUUACCAGCUGUAAGGAUGACAAAACAUUAUGUGAGCUGUAGUUUAGCAAAGGUGGGGAUUUACUUCCUGGAUGCCACUUGUGCCAACUUAUUUUAUUCAGCCAUAAUGAUUAAUUCAUUGAAGGGGUUAAUGUACCGUGCAAUACAAAUGUGAUUUUCAACUGAUUAUGGUUUAAAAUGUAAUGAAACAUGAUGCGAUCCCAAGUCAUUCAUUAGUAGCUCCAACAGUAAUAGUAUUACAGUAGUCUUUGUCCACCAAUCCAAUGAUUGGUAUUCCUUCCUUGUGCGGCCAUCAAUCUUUGUUAUGGGCAAUGAGAUGUUUGGUUUCAGGCACUCUGAACAGCGCAAAGGAGGUACUUACACAGCUGUAUAACUACGCACAGAUGAUAUGCUUUGUUAAUUACAUAAUCGGUGAAACGGUAUGAAAAAAAAAAAAAAAAGCUAAAAUUGUUUCAACAUCAACCUUUGUUAGAUCUUUUGCUGAUUCAGAGGAAAGUUAAGUGUUAAUAGAUUAACCUUUGCUAACUGCAGUUUAACAGCUAUAUAUUUAAGAUAUCAAUAGAAUUGACAUUUACAGCUUUUAAAAUAUAACAAAGGAAUUCUUUUAGUAUGAAAGAUUACACAUUAUAUAUAUAUAUAUAUAUAAAUAAAUAAAAAAAAUAUAUAAGAGUUUAUCCCUAAAUCCACAUUGAGCAGAAGCACUCAUCCAACCAGAGCCUAUACAGCAGGGGUCCUCAACCUCAAACUCCAGCCCCCCAGAUGUUGCUGAACUACAACUCCCAUGAUUCUCUGGCUAUCUAUGUAAUUCAAAGAAUCAUGGGAGUUGUAGUUCAGCAACAUCUAGGGGGCCGGAGUUUAAGGACCCCUGCUAUACAGGUACCAAGUUAAAGUUCAGGAGCACAGAGCACUGACACCAUACACAAGCUGUAGGUAUCUUAAGUGUGCUCAGAGGUAGUUUCAGGCAAUUAAAAAUGUGUAUGCUCAGCUGUCAGCUAAAUAGUGCUUCCAACAACAGAGGGCUUAAAGAUGGCUGCACAGAGGAAAUGGAAGUAGCAAGACACACUAAAAAGUGGUAUUUGCCACAUUACCAAAUUCAUUAUGUGUCCCAUAUAUGAGGAGCUGUGGGGCCACAGCAUUUAACGUAUAUUGCCUAAAGAUUUAGAUCAUGGUCUAAUCAACAACCAAAUGGCUACCUAGAAAUAGGGAGUGAUAGUUACUAAAAUAGCUAAGGUAGUAUAAUCUUUCAUAUAUAUUGAAAAAAAAAAAGUGCUUUUCUUUUCAAUGUGUAAAUCGUUUUAAAUGUGCCCAUCCCAUUGGCAUAACACUAUUGAAUUUCAACACAGAAGAGACAAAUCUCAUAAGAUAUUAAUGUCCAGAAUUCAUCUCUGCUUUCAUGAUGCCUAAAGCAGAGCCCAUCCACAUGAAGAUUAUUAACUAACAGAAUGUGUGACAAAUCGAAAAUGGCUGCUCUCACUGAUAAAGUGCUACAGAAUCUGUUGGCGCUAUAUAAAUGGCAAUAAUAAUAAUAAUAAUAAACAAAAAGUUUAAGUGGGAUUUUAAAAUGUAGCCAUCGAUCAUAAAGAUCUUGGAACACCAUUAAAUAAUUUUAGCGAGUGUACAGUGUUGCAAAUUACAGGUUGUAAAAUUACAGACAUUCCUGGAGACUAUUCAAUGAUGUUCUAUAUUUUAAGGGGAAAGAAAUUUUAUAAAAAAUUGUUUUUCCAUAAUCCGCUGAUGUAUACAUUUUGCAUAUUUAAGUUUUUCAUAAAUCUCUUCAAAAGAACUUUAAAAACUGCAUUGGAGUUACAAUCACAAAAUAUUCUAGAGAUAAAAUUGGGAAUAGUUUGUGUGAUUGAAAUAAAGCUUUUUAGGCAAAAUGUGUCAAUACGCGAACAUUCAAGCACCUUCUGCUCCCAUAUCUUAGAAUUUCCCAUCAGCCAUAGCAAGCAAUGGUAGGAAUAUUCAUUCAUGCACAAUAUAUACUCAUAGCUUAUCAUUUAACAUUCUUGGGAUCAGCUGUAGAUUGUCCAUAGAAACCGGAUAAGCACAAUAUUCUUAUUCUUAGUAUCACGCUUCAUAUGUCACACUUUGUUUUAAUCCUACUAACCAAACUACCCUACUGGAAAAGGAAUGCAAAUGGUUCUUGCAAAUCUUAGGUCAAAAUAUCUGAAUUUGGAAUCCCCUGUUAAUUUCUAUAGAAUUUUAAUUAUGGUGGAUAUCAGUGUAUAUUAAUUAUCAAGCAGAAAAAUGCCCACUCCCCCUGACUUUAACCCAGGGCAGCAAGUGGCCCUCGAUUCCCCACUAAAAUUACUUUUCAUUAAUGGGACACUCCAAAACUACAAAGCACUUUAGCUGACUACCGUGCUUUAUAUGUCAAGUGUGUCCUGUUUUCAUUUUACAAAAGUGAAGAUUUCAACAAAAAUUGCCCUGCAACAAUUGCUCAAUGAGCUGCAUUGUGAAGUCUCUGCGCGGAAAAAAGGGGAGGACUUGACAAGUAAUCUGCAGCAUUUGCCGGCUGCUUUAAGAUAUACCCCUAAUGAAAACCAUGCAUAAAUGUAUGAUUGUUUUCAUUUGGGGUUUAUCUACUAAAAGGUGAUUUGUUUCAUUUGGGCAGCAGAGUGUCCAUUUUAAUUAGUGUUCCUGAAGUCCUCUCCUACCUGCAUACAUUGGACAUUGCAUGGAAUGUAUUAUAAUUGUGCCAAUUUCUUGUAAUUCAGAAAUGUUUACACUGGUUACAUAAUAGCCACGUAGAAAUGUGAAUUUACUUUAUGUUUUAACCAGAUACUUUGUGCUAUUAUGUGUAAGAUUGCAUGGGGGUAUCUUACCAGAUGAAUGGAAAGUCCAAAAUAAAG